AUUAGCAUUCAUUUUAAACUUUUUGCGUGAGUCCCCAUGACCCUGACUUAUGCGAGUCUCAGCGUUAGUCGGACUCGCGGACUCACGUCGGAUUUUAAGCCAUGAAACCCCACUGUACUGCUUCAAGGGAUGCAAUUUCACCAUGUUUGUGAGGACUCCAUAUAGUUGGGAGCAGUACUCAACUAUCGGUAACACCAAUGACUUUCAGAGUUUUAUCAUAACAGUUGGUUGGCGUGUUUGGAAAGUCGAAGAAUCCAUAAAGAUUGAAAUCUUGCAGAAGUGGUUACUUAUCUGAUGUGGCUAUUAAAUGUGGCAUCAUUAGAUAGAAAAACACCAAGAUCUUGAUGGUAGACUUUUCUUCAAUUUGAGAUCCACUUGAAGCAAGAUUGGUGAGGAAUAUUAUAUACCAUAAAAAUGUCAAGUAUCAUUAGUGAAAGUAUGUUGCUUGGUGAAGUUAAUAAUAAUGGACUGAACAUUGACCCUAUCUUCAAGUGUAUAAUUGAAGAGAACUGGAAAGACUUUUUAAUCAUGGAUGAUGUACAAAGCAUAAUAGAUGUGAUUUUAUCAGAAGCAAAACAAAACUCAGAUUUUUCUCAAAAACUUUUAACUUAUAUAAAACAGAAUAUAGAGGACACAUUUCAAAGCCAUAGUACUAUUGCCCUGUUUGGUAUCAUGUGUUUAAAGGUGUUCAUUCAGGCAAAUUGGACUGGUCCUGAAGUAAAUAUUGAUGAUCUUGGAUUGCUAGGUGAUAUAAUAGCAUCAAAGGAUUUUAACUCACGUUCGUUAAAAUUGCUCGAAUCAUAUGGUGAAGACGUUUAUCAGUUAGUUUCAUAUCCUACUCUUCUUGUGAUUGCAAAAGCAAUUUUACAUGAAUGCCAUUCAAUGCUAAAUCUGUUUGUGACAACUCCUCUUUGGUCUGUAAAAUGCGCUGCAACAUAUUUCACUAUACUUGAAGAAACUACUGGCAACCAUUUUGAAAUGUUUAAAGAUAUUUUAAAAAAGGUUAAAUAUGAUGAAACUGGAUUUUUAAAUUUGCCAAUAGAAUUGCAAGCAGAAUUUUACCUGGACUGUUCACAUGUGUACUUGCGUUUCUAUGAAUACAAUGAAGUAGAGAAAUGUCAUAAAAAGGUCAAACAAUUGUUAAAAAUAGAAGUAUCAUUAACAGCGGCACUUGGUAAAAGAACCAAGUUUCAGGAGAAGAAUCUGCCACAAAUGAAAUUAGAUGUUGUUUUAAAUGAGGAACGAGCUCCAACGAAGACAAAUGCAGAGAUCACGAAAGACUUGCCCACAGACAUCACAUUAGACAAUGAUACGUUGCUUCCAGAAAUUCGAUUUAUUGAUGCUGCGAGCAUGAAAAAUCCGGAACUAACGUCGCUUGAUCAAGCUUAUGCAAUAUCUUCAUGUAUCUUCCUGCAGAAGACAAGACCACGCGAUAAACUAUCGCAUGAAGAAGUCCUGCCGUUUGUGGAGAACGUGUUGAAAUCGCCACAGUGUUGGUCUAUUCAAUACAAAAGCUUGUUUUUACGAUGCGUGACAGAAUUUUCAAAUUCGCGGAAAGCUGAAAGAGCUUUGUUGCAGUUCGAAAGUUUAAGAGAUAACAUUACAAAACAAACACCCAAGGCCAGUCAAAGGUGUGUACUUCUUCAAAGUGUCAACCUGGAACCCUCGUGGGCGUGUGAGAGAGUUCACGCCCAACUUCUUUUCUCCAUUGGUCUCACAGACAGUGCGUUGGAGAUUUUUCUGCGAUUGCAUUUAUGGGACGACGUUAUCGCGUGUUAUCAACGACUUGGAAAACAUGGAAAGGCUGAAGCUGUUAUUCGCGAAGAAUUGACGAAACGCGAGUCUGCAACCUUAUGGAAUCUACUAGGCGAUGCAACAUUGGACAAGCAAUAUUACGAGAAAGCAUGGGAGGUCUCCAAAUAUCGCAAUGCUAGAUCUCAGAGGUCGAUUGGUUUGCAUCACUUGCGAAAGCGAGAGUUUAACGAAGCGAUUCCAUACUUUGAAAAAUCUUUGGAACUCAACUAUUUGCAACCAUCUAUUGCAUUUUCGCUUGGUUGCGCAUGUAUGACGACCAAUAAACUUGGACCUGCUGCGAAAGCAUUCCAACAUUGCGUAUCUCUAGAUUGUGACAACCACGAAGCUUGGAACAAUCUGGCGUCUAGUUUCAUCAGACUAAACAGACUUCCAAAAGCAUACAAAGCCUUGCAAGAAGCGACUCGUUUGUCAUAUGACAACUGGAAAAUAUGGGAAAAUUUCCUCCUAGUUUGUACCGAUAUCGGUGCAUUUGACGAAACAAUACAUUGCUGUUACCGAUUGGUUGAUUUAGAUCGAAAGGAGAUUGAUAUCGAGGUGCUUCAUAUAAUAGUGAAAGCCGUUCUGGAUGACGAAAAAGACAUGAAGAAUAUACCAGCCGGGAGGUUAAAACCAAAACUUUACAAAAUGUUUGCACAUGUAACAUCCAAGAUAACGAAUUCUCCAGCAGUCUGGGAGUUGUACGCCAAGUUGCAUUUAAGCGAAAACGAAGCCACGCACAAAGAGAAGGCAUUACAGUAUUUGUAUAAAUCGCACCGCUGUUUUACUCAAAACACAGAGUGGGAGAAAUGUGAAAAACGACUACCAGCUGUCAAGAGAGUUACUCACUUGUUGAUGGACGUGACUAAAGAUGUCUGUUCUCAAGCAGAAUUCGAAACAAGAGCUGUUUCACUUUAUUCGACAACAAAAAUGGCCGUUACGAAUUUGAUUCUACGACUUGAGAAAGCCUACGCAAGCGUAGACAACGAACCACUACCUUCUGUACUGCCAAUCAUAGAAGAGUUAAAGAGUCACGUGAACGAACUUCAGACUCUUCUUACGUCAUCACAAUAACCACAUAGACUCUCCCUUCGUGUACUAUGCUAUAAAAUAAAUGCAAUGGUGUAAAAGGAAAUAUAUACAUUACUAGCAA
Hydractinia symbiolongicarpus is the source of this 2944-nucleotide messenger RNA. RefSeq names its product tetratricopeptide repeat protein 27-like. Gene Ontology annotation, molecular function: protein binding. The coding region runs from base 415 to 2865 and encodes 816 amino acids. Lineage: Eukaryota; Metazoa; Cnidaria; Hydrozoa; Anthoathecata; Hydractiniidae. The transcript has 29 exons. The record is from RefSeq and is a predicted model, not a curated record.